AUGGCAGAUAAUAACAAAAAAUUAGCAGUCAGUAUUUUACAAUUCUUAAAAGAAUCAACUACAAACGAUUCAGAUAGUGCUGAAAGUAUUCAAGUUGCUGUUGAAUGUAUCAGAGAUGUUUUUGGCGUCGAUGAAAAGGAUACCUCAUUACAAGUUUCAACUCCAUUAUCCACAAUUUUUGAAAAUUACUUAAAUAACAAUACUUCAGCUUCCACCACCAGCACUACUACCACCACCACUAAAAAAUCAAAAGAAGAAUUACUUGAAAAAGCCUACUCUGAAAUCCCAGCAGAACUCUUAGAUUCAUUCAAACAAUUUAUAAAUAUAAUUGAACAAAAAGGUGCCUUUAAUAACCCAGAUCAAAUUGAACCAGUUUUAAAUGCAUCAAAACAAAAAUUCAUUGAAAGUAAAAAGAACGAAAUUAAAGCAAUUGCAGAAAAAAUUAAAGUUGAAGGUAAUAAUAAAUUAAAUGAAGGUGAUACUAAAGGUGCUCUCGAAUGUUACAAUAAAGCCAUUCUUUAUGACGAUUCAAAUGCAAUUUAUUUUGCCAACAGAGGUGCAACCUACGCCACAUUAAAGAUGUACAACGAAGCUAUUUCAGAUUGUAAAGAAGCCAUCAAAAGAAAUCCAAAGUAUGGUAAAGCUUAUAAUAGAAUGGGUUCAGCCUAUGCUUCAUUAGGUAGUUAUGAAGAAGCCAUCGAUGCCUAUCAAAAAGCUGUCGAUAUUGAACCAAACAAUGAAACCUUCAAAGCAUCUUUAUCUGCUGCCCAAAAAUUCGCUCAAAAUGGUGAAGAAGAAGAUAAUGGUAUGGGUGGUUUAGGAAAUAUUCCAGGUAUGCCAGAUCUCAGUGGUAUCGACAUUAACGGUUUAAUGAGCAAUCCAAUGAUUAGAAAUAUGGCCAAUCAAUUCAUGCAAAACCCACAAAUGGCUGAAUCAUUAAAGAAUGGUGACAUUGGUAGCAUGUUAAACAAUCCAGAAGUUUUAAAUAUGAUGAAGAUGUUUGGUAAAAAAUAAAGAAAUUACUCCAAAAAGAUAAUAAAUAUAUAAACUUUUUACCAAAAUAAAAAAACCUUAAAAAAAUAUAAUAAAAUACAUAAACUAAAAAAAAAACUAAAAAAUUUCAAAAAAUU
Dictyostelium purpureum is the source of this 1130-nucleotide messenger RNA. RefSeq lists its product as uncharacterized. Gene Ontology annotation, molecular function: protein binding; molecular adaptor activity. The transcript has 2 exons. Gene Ontology annotation, cellular component: membrane; TRC complex. Gene Ontology annotation, biological process: post-translational protein targeting to endoplasmic reticulum membrane. Bases 1 to 1014 code for a protein of 337 amino acids. The record is from RefSeq and is a predicted model, not a curated record. NCBI's taxonomy places the organism in Eukaryota, Evosea, Eumycetozoa, Dictyosteliales, Dictyosteliaceae.